AUGAGUAGCCCAUCGCCGGCCGACCCAACCAGCACGACGAAUGACCCUCCGACCACAUCUACCCCCGAGCCGACCGGGCCAACUGAAACCCAGCCUGAAUCUACAACGACGACAACCACUGAUCCUCCGAGCUCAACGGAACCGACGACCACGACUUCGUCGACCACCACCACCGAGGAACCUCCCGAGUCUACCGAGUCUACCGAAACUUCUGAAACUUCGACCACUACUACAACUACCCGAACCACCACCACCACUGAUGCAGAACCCACGACUACUUCAGAACCCACAACUAGUUCCGAACCCGAUCCAACCUCUACCACUUCAGACGAUGUCCCCACCACUGGAACCACCACAACGACGAUUACCAUUACGGACACUUCAACUCCGAGUUCAACAACAGAUGGAGGCGCAACCUCGACCAUAGAAUCUUCCGCGACUGCUACGCCCACGGAGGCAGGUGGCGGCGGCGGUGGGCUUUCGGCAGGUGGCACGAUAGCUGUUGCGGUAGUUGUCCCAGUUGUUUCCGUCGCCAUCCUUGUCCUCGUGGGGUUGUGGCUCUGGAGAAGACACAAGGCAAAAAAGGUCGCGGAGGAGGAACGCAGAAAGGAAGUCGAAGAGUAUGGAUUCAACCCGAACGGUGACCCGACACUACCUGCCGUCAUGGGCGGUGCCGCCACGGACGACAAUUCAGGAUACCGUGGGUGGGGGACCACGUCGGCAGGCCGGAAAGCGUCCACCAAUAUGUCGAGCAGUGUUGGGGCCGGACUAGCAAUGUCUGAAGCCGGAAGUCAACCCGGUUACCACCAUGCCGCUACACCGAGCGAUGGCACUAUUCAGUUUUCCGAUGGCCACGUGACUGAGCCUCAUGGAAUCCUCGGUGCUGCCCCGGUGGCUGCAGCAGCUACUGCCAACAAUCAACGGAAUGCUGAUAUCCACCGUGGACCGUCCAAUGCGUCGUCCGCAUACUCGGCGGGAAACCAUUCAGACAUCUCAGAGGAAAGUCACAUGUCUGCCACUCAUCCUGGCGGCCCAUACUACGAUGAGAACCCGUACUACACCGACGUCCAGCAGCAAUACGGAGGGUACAGUGAUCCGUACGCAGGGGGUCAGCCAGUGAUUCGGGAUGUUCAAGCACGUCGCAACACGCAAAUACAGAACCCAUCCGUGUUCCCUCGGCAAGGCAAUGCUGGCAUCGCACAGAAUUUCUGA
Molecule: messenger RNA, 1212 nt
Organism: Aspergillus calidoustus
Lineage: Eukaryota; Fungi; Ascomycota; Eurotiomycetes; Eurotiales; Aspergillaceae
Source: the annotation of a GenBank genome assembly